AUGACCAGCCCCGGCCGCGGUGGUCGCUGGCGUAAUCUCUCCAGUCCCGGCUCAACUGGGACUGGGCCCGGAACGCCGGACCUCCGCCGGGGCCAUUUCUCCCCGAGCCCUUCUCCGUAUUAUUCCUCCUCACCUUCCCCCUACAAGUCAAACUCCGACAAGAACCCCGUCAAGAUCGCUGUCCGGAGCGUCGCCGGAGCUUUCAUAGCUUGCUUUACUCCACCGGAGAAAGUUCCGGCCGGGAGUGUCAAAAGCUACGAUGAAAGAUCGGAUUGUUCUAGCCAAUCCGGCAGUACGGAGAGGAGACGAAGAGGGACAUACUCGACUUCCAACAAUGGCAGAGAGCCGAGGAAUCAGAAAUUCAGCAUUGAAGAGAUCUACAAGGCCACAAAGAAUUUCUCCCCAAGCUUGAAAAUUGGUCAAGGCGGCUUUGGGACAGUGUACAAGGGUAAACUUGAUGAUGGAAAACUUGUUGCAAUCAAACGUGCUAAAAGGGGUGUUAUUGAUAAGAAUUCUGGAGCUGAAUUUCGAAGUGAGGUACGAACUCUGGAAAAAGUUGGGCAUCUAAAUCUAGUGAAGUUCUAUGGAUACUUGGAACUCGAGGAAGAAAGGAUCAUUGUGGUUGAAUAUGUUCCUAAUGGAACCCUCAGAGAACAUCUGGAUUGUAUGCACGGUAGGGUUCUCGAAUUCGCUUCCCGUCUUGAUAUCGCAAUAGAUGUGGCUCAUGCAGUUACAUAUCUCCAUAUGUACAUAGAUCAUCCUAUCAUUCACAGAGACAUUAAAUCCUCAAAUAUCCUCCUGACUGAAAAUUUCCGAGCUAAAGUCGCUGACUUUGGUUUUGCAAGGCUGGCAGCCGACAGUGAAUCAGGAGCAACUCAUGUUUCCACCCAAGUCAAAGGAACAGCUGGUUACUUGGACCCUGAAUACCUAAAAAGCUUCCAGCUUACUGAAAAGAGUGAUGUCUACUCAUUUGGAGUUCUGCUUGUCGAAUUGGUCACCGGCCGGCGGCCUAUUGAGCCGAAACGGGAAAUGAAGGAACGUAUAACUGUGAGAUGGGCAAUGAAGAAGUUCAUGGAAGGAGACGCCAUCCUAACUUUGGAUCCCAGGCUGGAAAGAUGUGGAGCAAAGAACUUGGCCAUAGAAAAGAUGUAUGAACUAGCUUUGGUAUGUUUGGCUCCUACCAGGCGGAAUCGGCCAUCAAUGAGGAAAUGUGCAGAGGUUCUUUGGAGUAUUCGGAAAGAUUAUAGAGAACAGCUAGGUUCAGACAUCUCUUCCGAUGAUUCUCAAGCCAGAUUUUCAAUGGCAGAAGAAUGA
This is a messenger RNA of Oldenlandia corymbosa var. corymbosa, 1314 nucleotides long. NCBI's taxonomy places the organism in Eukaryota, Viridiplantae, Streptophyta, Magnoliopsida, Gentianales, Rubiaceae. The record is from the annotation of a GenBank genome assembly.